This is a messenger RNA of Schizophyllum commune H4-8, 3163 nucleotides long. Its product is annotated as MCM-domain-containing protein. Lineage: Eukaryota; Fungi; Basidiomycota; Agaricomycetes; Agaricales; Schizophyllaceae. Gene Ontology annotation, cellular component: MCM complex; nucleus. Gene Ontology annotation, molecular function: single-stranded DNA helicase activity; single-stranded DNA binding; ATP binding. Bases 37 to 2985 code for a protein of 982 amino acids. The transcript is spliced from 8 exons. The record is from RefSeq and is a predicted model, not a curated record. Gene Ontology annotation, biological process: mitotic DNA replication initiation; DNA replication; double-strand break repair via break-induced replication.
UCUCAACAUCUUUCCUCCCGCCAUCAUCGUCUCGCCAUGUCGUCCUCGCCACUGCACAUGCCCAGCUCCCCUGCGCCCGUCCCAGACGACGUUGACAUGAACGAUGGCACUAUCGAAGAAACGUUCCCCGACGCGCCAAACGCUGAGAGCCUCUUCUUGCCUGGCACGCCGUCGGCGGCGGGGACGCCAGCGCGAUCGAGGGCCUCGCGCGCGCCGGACACGUCCCCUUCGCGUAACGUUGUGGCCAGGAGGGCGAUGGGGAUGAACACACCGCGUCGCACACCGCAGACGCCACUUUUCGAGGGUGGCAGUUCGCCGCGUUUGACCUACCCGUCAUCGUCUGCUAGGAGCGGUCCUAGGAGCAGAGCGGGGAGUGCUCUACGCUCUGGCUACUCGGAUGAUAGGCUCAGCUAUCCUGGCUCGCCCACGAAGACCCCCGUCAACCGCCGAGGAGAUAUUCACUCUUCCCUUUCACUCACCCCAUCUUUCCGCCGCCACCAUCGCCAGACCGAAGCUAGGUCUGCACGCAGCAACCUCCAAUCCGAUGCAUCUGGCCUCGAUGUUCCCAUGUCCUCCAACGCCAAUUUGUCUGCUCUUCCUGCAGCGCAGUCUGAUGAGCCCGACGAGAUCCGCGCUAUCUGGGGCACAACGGUCAACCUCGCGGAGACUAUGAAGUCAUUUCGCGAAUUCUUGCACGGGUUCAAGCCCAAGUACCGUACCGCGUACGACCGCGAACAAGGUCUACCAACUGCAGUCCAGACCUCUCCCGAAGAAGGCGAGCAGUUACUUUACGAGACCUAUCUUCGCCGGAUGCGCAUCACGGAUCAGUCCAACCUCAAUCUCGACAUCAAUAACCUAGCUGCAUACCCGCCAUGCAAGAAAUUGCACAGCCAAGUCGUGAAGUACCCUCAGGAAGUUAUUCCUGCCUUCGAUCAGGUGUUGAAGGACGAGAUGCUUCGUAUUGCAGAGAUGGAUCAAGAAAAUGGAGAAGAUGGUAUGCUCGGAGAGGAAGGUGACGCCGAAAUCGCAACUAUCAUGGGAAGGGUGUACAAGGUCAGGCCGUUCGGCCUUCCUGCUAGCAACAUGCGUAAUCUCAACCCUUCUGAUACGGACAAGCUCGUCUGCAUCAAGGGCUUGGUUAUCCGUGCCACGCCGGUCAUCCCAGACAUGAAGACUGCCUUCUUCCGCUGCCUGACCUGCCAGCACACCGUGCAGGUCGAGAUCUACCGCGGCAAAAUCGAAGAGCCCGCCAGCUGCCCCCGCGACGUUUGCGGCGCGCCCGGCACUAUGUCCCUCGUCCACAACCGCUGCGAGUUCGCCGACCGGCAGGUCAUCCGCCUGCAAGAAACGCCUGACGCCGUCCCAGACGGUCAGACGCCGCACACGGUCUCGCUCAGCGUGUACGACGAACUUGUGGACGUGUCGAAGCCCGGCGACCGCCUCGUCGUCACCGGCAUCUUUCGCAGCGUGCCCGUGCGCGUCAACCCGAGGCAAAGGACGCUCAAAAGCCUGUUCAAGACCUAUCUGGAUGUCGUGCACAUUAAGCUCGGCACAGACGGAACCUUGGGCUUCGACAAGUCGACGCGUCCCGCCGGUGGCGAUCGCAUCCCAGGCGUUGGUGGUGUCGGCGAUGGCCAGGACAGCGAGGCAGAGCGCGAGGGGCUGCAGACGAAGCGGUCAGAGCUGGAGGCGAAGCUAAAGCAGCUGAGCCAGCGCCCUGAUAUCUACGAGCUGCUGUCGCGCUCGCUGGCGCCGUCGAUCUGGGAGAUGGACGACGUGAAGAAGGGCAUUCUGUUGCAGCUGUUUGGAGGCACGAACAAGAGCAUUGCGCGCGGUGGGGGCGGCGGUGGGCCCAGGUACCGUGGAGACAUCAACGUGCUCUUGGUUGGUGAUCCCGGUACGAGUAAGUCGCAGAUCUUGCAGUAUGUGCACAAGAUUGCGCCUCGUGGGGUGUACACAUCUGGCAAGAGUUCAUCUGCGGUCGGUCUGACGGCGUACGUGACUCGCGAUCCGGAUUCCAAACAAUUGGUGCUCGAAAGUGGUGCACUGGUUCUGAGCGACGGAGGUGUCUGCUGUAUCGAUGAGUUCGACAAGAUGUCCGACGCUACGCGCAGUGUUCUGCACGAAGUUAUGGAACAGCAAACUGUGUCCAUCGCCAAAGCUGGCAUCAUCACGACACUGAAUGCCCGAACCUCUAUCCUUGCAGCAGCGAACCCCAUCGGCUCUAAGUACGACCCUGACCUGCCGGUUACGCGCAACAUCGACUUGCCGCCGACGCUCAUCUCGCGGUUCGACCUGUUGUAUCUUGUGUUGGACCAGGUUGACGAGGCUCUCGACCGGAAGCUGGCGCAGCAUCUGGUGGGGCUAUACCUUGAAGACACUCCGAACACAUCCGCAUACGAGAUACUGCCCAUCAACGAGCUCUCCGCCUACAUCGACUAUGCACGCUCGCGCGUCCACCCCGUCAUCACCGAAGAUGCCGGCAACGAGCUCGUCCGCGCCUACGUCGACAUGCGUAACAUGGGCGACGAUCCCCGCGCUAGCGAGCGGCGCAUCACCGCCACCACUCGACAGCUCGAGAGCAUGAUCCGCCUCUCCGAGGCGCACGCGCGCAUGCGCAUGUCCGCGUUCGUCGAGCUGCAGGACGUGCGCGAGGCGAACCGCCUCAUGCGGGAGGCGAUCCGCACGAGCGCGAUGGACCCAAGGACGGGCAAGAUCGACAUGAGCAUGCUGAACACGGGCACGGGGCAGGGGCAGCUGAAGCUGCGGGACGAUAUGCGAAGGGAGCUGUUGAGUAUCUUGAGCUCAUCGGCGGGGUCGAGAGGUGUGAGGUACUCGGAUGCUAUCAAGCAGCUGGGGAGCCAGAGUACGAUCAAGGUGGACCCGAACGAGUUCGCCGAGGUCAUCAAGGCGUUGGAGAAUGAGGGCGUGGUGAAGGUGGUAGGAGAGCGGGAGAGGAGGAUGAUCAGGAAAAUCGACGCGUAGGCGUAUACUUGACGACUGUAUUUGUUCUGUGUCUGCUUGCUGUCUUGUCUGUGUAUGUAUUGUGUAGACGAAUGUUCCCAGCUUUCGUGAUCAGAAAGCAUUCUGCCUGGCAUGUCACGAUUUAGACAAAUCAUGUCGCCGCCUGAUGGGAAUGCCUUCAUCACGCGUUCAUACGAAC